Messenger RNA from Geosmithia morbida, 1371 nucleotides. RefSeq names its product glutamate dehydrogenase (NADP+). Bases 1 to 1371 code for a protein of 456 amino acids. Gene Ontology annotation, cellular component: cytosol. NCBI's taxonomy places the organism in Eukaryota, Fungi, Ascomycota, Sordariomycetes, Hypocreales, Bionectriaceae. The transcript has 3 exons. Gene Ontology annotation, molecular function: L-glutamate dehydrogenase (NADP+) activity. The record is from RefSeq and is a predicted model, not a curated record.
AUGUCUAACCUUCCUUCCGAGCCCGAGUUCGAGCAGGCCUACAAGGAGCUUGUCAGCACCCUUGAGGACUCUACCCUCUUCCAGCAGCACCCCGAGUACCGCACCGCCCUCGAAGUCGUCUCCGUCCCCGAGCGCGUCAUCCAGUUCCGCGUCGUCUGGGAGGAUGACGCAGGCAAGCUCCACGUCAACCGUGGUUUCCGUGUCCAGUUCAACUCGGCCCUCGGCCCUUACAAGGGUGGCCUCCGUCUCCACCCCUCUGUCAACCUGUCCAUCCUCAAGUUCCUCGGUUUCGAGCAAAUCUUCAAGAAUGCCCUGACCGGCCUCAACAUGGGUGGCGGCAAGGGUGGCUCCGACUUCGACCCCAAGGGCAAGAGCGACAACGAGAUCCGCCGCUUCUGCCAGUCCUUCAUGCGCGAGCUCUCCAAGCACAUCGGCGCCGACACCGACGUCCCCGCCGGUGACAUCGGCACCACCGGCCGCGAGAUCGGCUUCAUGUUCGGCGCCUACCGCCAGGCCCGCAACCGCUGGGAGGGUGUCCUGACCGGCAAGGGCCUCAGCUGGGGUGGCAGCCUGAUCCGCCCCGAGGCCACCGGCUACGGCCUGGUCUACUACGUCGAGAACAUGCUGGAGCACGCCGGCCGCGGCUCCUUCAAGGGACAGCGCGUCGCCAUCUCGGGCUCCGGCAACGUGGCCCAGUACGCCGCCCUCAAGGUCAUCGAGCUCGGCGGCACCGUCGUCUCCCUGUCCGACUCCAAGGGCUCCCUCGUCGCCGAGGAGGGCUCCGCCGGCUUCACCCCGGCCCUGAUCAGCGACAUCGCCGGCCUCAAGGUUGCCUUCAAGCCCCUGUCCGACCUGGCCGUCGCCGCCGACCACAAGCUCCGCUACGUCGAGGGCGCCCGCCCCUGGAAGAUCUCGGGCAAGGUCGACAUCGCCCUCCCCUCUGCCACCCAGAACGAGCUCAACGGCGACGAGGCCAAGUUCCUCGUCGACAACGGCUGCUUCGUCGUCGCCGAGGGCUCCAACAUGGGCUGCACCCUCGACGCCAUCGAGGUCUUCGAGACCGAGCGCAAGACCAAGGGCGACGCCAAGGCUGUCUGGUACGCCCCCGGCAAGGCCUCCAACUGCGGCGGUGUCGCCGUCUCCGGCCUCGAGAUGGCCCAGAACUCGGCCCGCCUCAACUGGACCGAGGAGGAGGUCGACCAGAAGCUCAAGGACAUCAUGAAGAACGCCUUCCUCAACGGCCUCAACACGGCCAAGAAGUACGUCAAGGCUGGCGACAACGAGCUCCCCUCGCUCGUUGCCGGUAGCAACAUUGCCGGCUUCGUCAAGGUCGCCGAGGCCAUGCACGACCAGGGUGACUGGUGGGCUUAA